GUUUUUCUCUCCACACAGUCUUUAAAUCAAAGGGGGAAGCUGAAGAUGUAACAGAUACAGUGUAAAAUACUCCGGAAGUGGCAAAUCUGUGGAGUGGAGUGGAUUUAUUGUGUCGGGUUUACACAGAGAACUGGAAUUAAAGGUUGACUCUGUUUCACUUGUAAGGGAGACAAGCUGAUAGCGUUCGAACGGUUUGUUUCGAGAUGGUGACUAAUAUCACCACCACCACCACCUCCGCCGCCCAGGCGUUGCCCAUCAGCGUCUCGGCCCAGGUCGGCAUCGCCAUCCUGACCCUGGCGUUCGUGCUGGGCUUCCCCGGGAACCUGUUUGUGGCUUGGUCGGUGUUCUGUAAAGUGAAGAAGCGCUCAGUGACCUGUUUGUUGGUUCUGAACCUGGCAAUGGCGGACGCCUUUGUGCUGCUCAGCGCGCCCAUGUUCCUGCGGUACCUGGGUGGAGGCCGGGGCUGGGAGUUUGGGUCGGCACCGUGCAAGCUGGUGCACUACCUGUCGAACGUGAACAUGUAUGUAUCCAUUUACCUCAUCUGCUUGAUGAGCAUGGACCGAUGGCUGGCUGUCACAAGGCCUUUCAUCUCCCAGAGAAUGCGGACCAAGCGCUCCCUGCUGUUUCUCCUGCUCGGGGUGUGGACCGUGGCGUUCAUCCUGGCUCUGCCGAUGCCUUUUUACCGCAGCGUCCUUAAGGUGCAGCUAUCAAACAACAUGACUGUGGUCCUCUGCACUCCCUACCACUGGCAGAGUGUCGGUCACAAAGUCUUCCAGUACCUGUUUGAGACCAUCAUGGGCUGCGUGGUGCCCUUCACCCUCAUCAACACCUGCUACACCUCCGUCAUCUGCCGCCUGCAGAGCGCCAUGUUCCAGCGUAAAGGCCGAGGCACUCGCCUCAUCCUGAUGAUCAUUAGUGCCUUUGUCGUGUUCUGGCUGCCGUAUCACAUCGUCAACAUCAUAGAGGUGGUCGGUCUUUUACAAAACAACAAGUCAUUGUUAGAGGCGGCUAAAGUCGCUCGACCAAACGUCACGGCCUUUGCCUACUUCAGCAGCGCAGUCAAUCCCAUCCUCUACGUGUUCGCCGGCAGCUCCCACAUCCGCCAGGCCGGCCUCAGCUUCAUGGGUAAACUGUUUGAGGGCACCAACUCGGAGAGCAGGAGCACGUCCACCUUCAGCCGCAGCGGCCGCAGCAGCUGUCCGGACGAGAGCACUGCCCUUCAAUCGCUGUCUGUCAAACUCACCAAGCCUUUCAAGAGCAAGAAGGCGAGGAGCGACAGCGAGGCGGGAAACGCGGUCGAGGCUCUGGCCGGUGUCGAGCAGCUCCAGUAGAGUUCACCUCGGACAAUAUUUGUGAAAUCAUUUCAAACUUUGCUUUAAAUAUAGGUUUUAUGACUGAUGGAAUUAAACAGAAAUGCCUGCCAUGAAACAAAAAAUGGUUAGAAAUCUGAAUCCAACAAGGAAAUGAAAAGUAAUACACAGAAAAAUAAUGACUGAAUCAGUUUCUGUAUUUAUAAGACCUGGUCAUGUAUAGCAGUGUAAAUAAUAACAAAUCAUUUGUAAUCUUUUAAUUGUCCUAAAAUGGUGAGGAUUUAGCCAAAAAGCAACUACUACAAUUUAAUAAAACUUUCACACGAGCACUCAAA
This is a messenger RNA of Solea senegalensis (Senegalese sole), 1645 nucleotides long. RefSeq names its product leukotriene B4 receptor (gene ltb4r). Gene Ontology annotation, cellular component: plasma membrane. NCBI's taxonomy places the organism in Eukaryota, Metazoa, Chordata, Actinopteri, Pleuronectiformes, Soleidae. Gene Ontology annotation, biological process: phospholipase C-activating G protein-coupled receptor signaling pathway; inflammatory response; complement receptor mediated signaling pathway. The record is from RefSeq and is a predicted model, not a curated record. Gene Ontology annotation, molecular function: complement receptor activity; leukotriene receptor activity. Bases 204 to 1331 code for a protein of 375 amino acids. The transcript has 4 exons.